Messenger RNA from Ciona intestinalis (vase tunicate), 1244 nucleotides. The record is from RefSeq and is a predicted model, not a curated record. NCBI's taxonomy places the organism in Eukaryota, Metazoa, Chordata, Ascidiacea, Phlebobranchia, Cionidae.
CGUUUACAAGUCUUUUGGGAUAUUAUGUACUUCCCCUAAAUUCGCAAAAUUCCUGCUAUUUCUAUUUCUCUCUGCAUGAGCGGUUUGCGCGAAAAAAGCACGUGUCUGUUUAUUAUUGUUAACAAGCUAAGAUGCCGUCAGCAACAUGCAAUAAUUAUGUAACCGCUAUGGACGAAGCCGCCACGAGUGAGAAUUACGAAGAUGAUGAUAUUUUUGCAGAGGAAACCCGAGCGCAAUUGAAAUUAAUUAAAGUAAAUGACCAAGUUAGACGCCUACAAACAAUAAUACGAGAUAGAAAUACAAGUCGAAGUGAAUUUGUCUUCAGUUCUGAUCGUUUGAUCCGACUUGUCAUUGAAGAAGGCUUGAAUUUGUUGCCAUACAAACCACACACGGUUACAACCCCUUCUAAUACUGAGUAUAAUGGAAUUAAAUUUGAUCGCGGAAAUUGUGGAGUUAGUAUUAUUAGAAGUGGUGAGGCCAUGGAACAAGGAUUAAGAGAUUCUUGUCGCUCGAUUAGAAUCGGGAAGAUUUUGAUUCAAACAGAUGACGAAUCAAAUCAAGCCAAAGUUUUUUACGCCAAACUACCUAAAGAUAUUGCUCAACGAAAUGUGCUUCUGAUGUAUCCCAUUCUGUCAUCUGGCAACACAGCAGUGAAAGCAAUUGAAGUUUUAGAGGAACACGGGGUUUCCGAUAAAAGGAUAAUUCUUCUUACAUUAUUUACUACACCUGAUGGUGCUGAUACAGUGUUGUUGAAAUAUCCGAGAAUUCGAAUGUUAUCGACAGAAGUUGAUGGUGUGGUCCCAAACCACUUUGUACAAAAAUACUUUGGUACAGACUGAACCUACUGAACCAUGACAAACAUAGAUAUCUAAUAUAUUCAUCUACUUCAUAUAAAAUAUUACAACUGAACGUUUAAGCUGCUGUUGUGUGGAUACUUGUAGUUCAUCAUUACCGUAUGACCGUAUGUGUAUAUUUUGUUGCAUACUGCUUUACAUAAUAAGCUUCAUGCUAUAAUAAUCGAAAUAUUUUAUUGCUUAUAUAACUUAUAUAUCCACUACAUUUAUUAUGUAUGUUAUAAAGUUUUCUCUUGUUUAUGAAUUGGGACUUAUUUUGGGAAAUUCAUUUUCUACCUUUUUAUAAACAAUGCAAAUUAAAUUGCUUUCAUAAGUUAGUAGUUCAAUCAUAAUGAAUGGUUAUACUACCAGCUAUUUUAAGACUGUUUUAAUAAACAAAGUGCUUUUUAA